CGCGCGACCGCCGCUGCCGCCGCCACCGAAGCCCGUCGACGACGACGACGACGACGACGCGCCGCCGCCCCCGGCGACCCGCGCCCUGGCCCCGGACCUCCUGCGCGGCCUGCUCAUGGCGUUCAUGGCCAUGGACCACAACGUCCUCGCCCUCAACGCGUGGCCGCACAGCACCGGCGCCGACGGCUCCGAGUCGGACGCGACCCCCGUCGGCCGCUGGAACCGCCCCGUCGGCUACGCCGUCCGCACCCUCUCGCACCUGUGCGCGCCGGGCUUCGCCUUCCUGCUCGGCAUGGGCGUCGUCUACUUUGGCCGCUCGCGCGCCCGCCUGGGCUGGCCGCCCGCGCGCAUGGCCCGCCACUUCGCCGUGCGGGCCGUCGUGCUGACGGCCGUCUCGUGCGCCAUGGGCCUCGCCAUGACGCUGGGCCGGCUGUGGCUCCUGAACAUGGUCCUCGUGGCGCUGGCCGUGGACUACCUCCUCGUCGGCCUCCUGUGGCUCGCCGUCGCCGAGACGGAGCCGGCGCUGGCUUCGGUGCUCGACCGCUUCGUCCUCGUCGGCUGCGCGCGCGCGCGCGGCCGCGAGAGGACGCCUCUCCUGGUGCACACCGGCCACCGCUCCGCCUGCGGGGCCAAGGCCUCGGCCCCCGCCCUGUCGCUGUCGUGGCACGCGCACAACGCGCUCCUCCUCGCGCUCGCCUUCGUCACCAUCUGGUGGAACGUCUGGCUCUCCCCGACCCACGGCGCCUGCGCGGCGUCGGCCCCGUCCCCCUCCCCCUCCUCCACGGCCAACGACUUCUGGCGCUUCUGGUUCUACCGGGUCGAAUCCCCGCACGUCAUGUCCGGCUUCCCGCCCCUCGCCUGGCUCUCCUUCGCCGUCCUCGGCCUCCUCUACGGCCGCGUCGUGCUCGCCCGGCCCCUGCGCCCCGCGGUCCUCGCCGCCGGCAACGCCGCCGCCGGCCUCGUCUUCGCCGGCCUCUUCGUCCUCACCCGCGUCCUGCGCGUCGGCAACCUCUCCGAGGGCUGCCUGCGGACCCCCGACCAGGCCGCCCUCCCCCGCGGCGGCAACCCGUAUCUCGCCUCCGCCGCCUCCUUCUUCUACGUCGUAAAGUACCCGCCCGACGUCGCCUUCUUCGCCUACACCCUGGCGGCGACCUUCUUCCUGCUCGCCGCCCUCGGCGCGGUCCCGCCGCGCUUCGCGACGCGCCGGCUCGGCGUCCUGCUGGUGUUCGGCACGUCCGCGCUCUUCUUCUACGUCGCGCACCUCGUCGUCGUCUUCGUCCUGGCCAUGCUCGUGACGGUCCCGCUCUUCGGGCGCGAGACCGGGCGGCCCGCGCCGAUGGAAGGCGGGUCGACCAGGGGCGUCGACAGCGUCUCGGUCUACUGGGCGAACUGGGCGGUGGUCAUGGCCGUCAUGUACCCGUUGUGCAAGUGGUACAGUGCGUUCAAGAGGACGAGGAGUGCGGAUUCGGUGUGGAGGUUCUUUUAGGGUUGCUGGUCGCAUAUAUGUCGUGAUGGACGGCUUAGCUGACGCCAUUUCAAACGCCCCAUCAGCAUGUCGGCCUUAACAAGCUGCAUUUUUUAUUUUUAUUAUUAAUUUUUAUUUUAUUCUUUUUGUAAAAGAGAUCAAGUCAAAAUGGCCAGCUUAUUAGAUGUUACUCAUUGGCUGGAAUCUAUGUAUCCUUAUAAUCCAUAAUAUUUCCACCAUUCGCUCGGUCCAGUCAUUGAUAAAGGAAACGCUGUGUGUGUGUGUGUGUGUGUAUGUGUGUAGUGAGACUAUUCAAUCUGGGUAUGUUCGAGGGGAGACACCCGCCUCCUCCUUACGGCCG
Molecule: messenger RNA, 1826 nt
Organism: Colletotrichum navitas
Lineage: Eukaryota; Fungi; Ascomycota; Sordariomycetes; Glomerellales; Glomerellaceae
Exons: 1
Coding region: 116-1486 (456 amino acids)
Source: RefSeq, a predicted model, not a curated record